Pseudopipra pipra is the source of this 791-nucleotide messenger RNA. RefSeq names its product regulator of hemoglobinization and erythroid cell expansion (gene RHEX). The record is from RefSeq and is a predicted model, not a curated record. Gene Ontology annotation, cellular component: plasma membrane. Bases 1 to 516 code for a protein of 171 amino acids. The transcript is spliced from 5 exons. Lineage: Eukaryota; Metazoa; Chordata; Aves; Passeriformes; Pipridae.
AUGUCCAACCACCUCUGUCAAGUGCUGAGCCUGAUCUUCAGCUCGUGGAUAUUUGUCAUCAUCUCAGCUGUCACCUUGCUCCUGUAUGCUCUCCUCUUGCUGUCACUUUACUUCAUGCUCAGCAGGAAAAUAGCCCAGCAUUCCCAUGGGAUGCAGGGAUCCAGCAGCCCUGUGGCACAGCCCACCCCGGAUCCCACCCCAUCAGCAGGAGGGGCCAAGGCACAACAACCAGCACCAGCCUAUGCAGGGAGCAGCGACACCUCCUCGGACACCUCCUCGGACUCAUCUGACAGCCCCUCCUGCCCACAGGGCCAAGGUUCAGGAGGAAACAUCAACUACACAUCCCUGGUCUUCCCAGGGAAAGGCCGUGGGCCAGGCCCUGCCCAGGACUACGAGAACAUGAAGGCUGGGACUGACUAUGUCAACGUGGACCCCAAGAAGAAGAAAGCACAUCUCUGGCCCUGCUCCAGCCCCGUGGCAUCCCAGCCUGUGGAGUACACCGAGGUGAAGCUGUGACACCCUGGAUGCUCCUGCUCAAUGCACAGCUGCACCACCAGGGCUGCCCCUUCCCUCGGGCAGUGCCUGGCACAGGCUGAUGCCUGCAGCUCUUAUUGCUUGCCACACAAGGAAUGCAGUUUACUUGGCAUUUUACUUAAAGGCAUCGCUGUUCCCGGAGCGUGGGGUGGUGCAUGUUGCUCCCACCCAGGCUGAAAUGUGCUCCCCAGUUUUGUGUGAUGGCCCUUUUUGUCAUUUUGUGAAAGCAAAUGAAACAUGCAGUGAUCUUCAGAAUA